Sorghum bicolor (sorghum) is the source of this 990-nucleotide messenger RNA. Its product is annotated as RING-H2 finger protein ATL39. The coding region runs from base 216 to 779 and encodes 187 amino acids. The transcript has a single exon. Lineage: Eukaryota; Viridiplantae; Streptophyta; Magnoliopsida; Poales; Poaceae. The record is from RefSeq and is a predicted model, not a curated record.
CACGAAAACUACAAAACUGCCUGCCCGGAUAAGCAACUCUCCAAGGUCUCGAAUGCGGCCUGUCUAGUUGCAGCUGCCUGAUGCCUACGCUGUCCAAGAAUUGGACGGCGUUAUCCGCUAUUCCAGCAGACAGCUUAAAAUCCCUCGCAGAUGGCGCCAAUACUCGUCGCGCACGCGCCUCACGAAAGCCGCCAGCCAGACAAGCGAGCUGAGAGAUGUCGUCGGCGGCGGCAGCGGAGUACCCGUGGCGCUCGCAGGUCCUCGGCGAAGCCGUGGCGGCGCAGCGCAGCCGCAGCCGCAGCGCGCUGGUGCUGGCGUCGUAUCCGCUGCUGCUGCUCCUCGUCAUCCUGGCCGCGUUCGUCAGGUACCUGUGGGUCGCGCUCACCAUGUACUGCGCGCUCCUCUUCGCGCUCUCGUGCGCCGCUCGCAGCCUCUCCGUCCGGUCUGCCGCCGCCUCGGCGGCGAGGGUCAGCCGCGGCGGGCUCUCGGCCACGGCCAUCGCCGCGGUCGCGCCGGCGUUCCCGUACAAGGACGACGCCGCCGCGGCGCAGUGCGCUGUGUGCCUCGAGGGGAUGAAAGACGGGGAGGCGGCGCGGCGGCUGCCGGCGUGCUCGCACGCGUUCCACGCCGGCUGCAUCGACAUGUGGCUCGACUCGCACGCGACGUGCCCGGUGUGCAGGUCCCACGUAGUGCCGCUGCCGCGCAAGGCCGGCAAACAACCGCCGCCCGAACUGCUGCUCGUGCAUCCGUCGCCGGAGCCGCCACUGCCGCCGGUUUAGUUCAAUAGUUCCGCGUGGAUUCCGGCCAGGGUGCGUCAUGUACCGGCUGCAGUGUAGUUUCGACUUACGUUUACACUGUUUUUUUGGUAUAUUAGUAUGUAUAUGUAUGGAAAUAUCUAUAGUUGUGCCAGGAUGUUUUCUACUGGUUGUAUAUAUGCAAUGCAGCGUAGUUAUCAAUGAUUGUCUGCUAGAAACGUUGCAGCCUGUCAAA